Phaedon cochleariae (mustard beetle) is the source of this 1011-nucleotide messenger RNA. Lineage: Eukaryota; Metazoa; Arthropoda; Insecta; Coleoptera; Chrysomelidae. The record is from the annotation of a GenBank genome assembly.
AUGGCUUCAGUGUAUCAUCUGUAUGAAGAGGUUGUCCAUAUCGAAGAUGAUAUAGUGAUGAAAUUCAAGCUUCAUGCUGUAACAGCUAAGAAAGAUCAUUUCGCAGCAACAAAAAUACAGAGUGUUUUUCGAGGUUAUGUGGUGCGUAAAGAGAUGAAAAAAUUAAAUAUGGCGGCUACCCUUAUACAAAAACACGUGAGAGGGUGGCUCCUGAGGUAUCAUAUGCCUGAUAUUCUGCAGGAAUAUCAUGACAUGGUUUGUUUCAAAUACUAUAACGGGAUGGCUACAAGAAUACAAGCCCGAUGGAGAGGAUAUAAGGUUCGAAAAUAUGAGAUUUGCAUAAAAGACCACCUAGAGGAGCAAGAGCAGAUGAAAAAAGCCAAUGAAGAUAUGCAAAAAGCUUUGACCCAACAGCGCAGCCAAGGAGGCAAUGGAUCUGGUGUAAUGGAUUUUGAGAAAGAAAAAAUCAAAAUUGAAAAAAUUUUGAAAUGUAUCUUCAAUCGUCAUCAUUUACUGAGGACUCAACAAAAGGGUGGCGUACUUUCUAUUCAAGGGAAAGAUGAAUUGUCGGAGUUAGAGAAACUUUUGAAAUCUGUAUCUUGGACCGAUUACAUGAAGAAUCUCAGGAAGUUGUACAACCGAUUAUCCAAAGAGAAAAACGAAAAUCAGUACAAAUAUUCUGACAAGAAGUCAAGGAAACAGGAAGAUUUACUGAGAACAAAAGAACCGUCUGAUAUUUCUGUCCAAAAUGGAUAUCUCGAUAAAGAUAUCCACGAAAAACCCUUCAUAUUUUCAAGAAAAAUUGAAAGAGAACCGUACGAGAGAAAUAUCACGAAAACUGAAAAAUACAAGAAAGUUGAAACAAAAAUUCUUAGGACGUUCGACAAGAGUUUGAACAUCAGUGAACACGAUUUUGAUCUGACUGUACUGAAGAAAGCUGUCAAAGAAUCUGAUGUUCCUCCCUACUACAUUGACUUCUGGUUCCAGAAAUGUUUUAUACAUAGUUUGUGA